AAAGUCAUAAAAUACAUUUCCGUUAGAAAGUUUGAAAAUAUUCAACAACUUCAACUACCAGAAUUCAUUACCUUCUUGGACGGUAGUUACGCCAUCAGACGUCACUUGCUGUCACCUCCGGGAAACAGGAAGCACAGAAGGAGAUAGGUUGUCUUUUGUUUUCCAGAGACAAUUAGACGAUAAUUUAAUGAUUUUAGUGUUAGAUCGGAACCGGGAUUUUCGACACCGUAAUUCAAGUCGAUAUAGACCCGAUCCGGGUACAGAACUUUUGUCGAUAAAUACCACUACACAAAACUGUAGUUUACUACCUAGUUAAGUCUUCAUAGGCCGGGAGACAUAGUUCAUACAACCAAAAUAUUCUGAUAGUGUUGUUUGUUACUUAAUGCGAUUUGAUUGUAGUGUUUCGAAUUUUAAAAUCCUUUUCUGGCUAAUGUUUAGCGAUUACAUAAUAUUCGAAUGAAUUUAACGACGUCGUAAACGCAAGACCGCUGAAUGUCCUAAUCGCUGUAACAAAAGGAAUUCUGUGCUGUUUCCCGGCCGGUGUAUACAUUAAGUAUCCAUUCAGAUCUACAGUCUUAAUAUAGAACUUAAUCCUUAUCAUUUCAUAGUUGAAUAGUUUACCAUUUGUGUGUUCGGGUUUUAAGCCUGGCUCGGGCGGGAUUUAAAUUAACCACUUUUAAAAGCGGCGGGCGGUUGUUGUAAACCCAGACCGCCUUCUCUGCUAGUUGCCUGUUAUUAGAGCACGUCUGUGGGCGACAUGUACGCGCCACCGGGACCCGGGCUGCCUGGGAGCCGGCGAAGGCGAGGGCCGGGGGGGAGCGCUCUCCCGAAGCAGCCCGAGAGGAGCCUGGCCUCGGCGCUGCCCGGAGCCCUGUCCAUCACCGCCUUGUGCACUGCGCUGGCCGAGCCGGCCUGGCUGCGCGUUCACGGGGGGGCCUGCCCGCGACAGGAGCUCGGCGUAGCGGAUGUCCUGGGAUAUGUGGACCCUAAGCUGUUGGAAGGUUACUGCAUGAACCCCCAGACUGUCCUGCUGCUGCGUGUCAUCGCUGCCUUCUGCUUCCUGGGCAUACUUUGCAGCCUGAGUGCCUUCCUGCUGGACGUCUUCGGCCCCAAGCACCCAGCCCUCAAAAUCACCCGCCGCUAUGCCUUCGCACACAUCCUCACAGUGUUGCAGUGCGCCACGGUGAUUGGCUUCUGCUACUGGGCCUCCGAACUCAUCCUGUCUCUCCAGCAGCAGCACAAGAAGUACCACGGCUCCCUCAUCUACGUCACCUUCGCCAUCAGUUUCUACCUGGUGGCUGGAGCCGGGGGGGCCUCCAUCCUGGCCACGGCCGCCAACCUGCUGCGCCACUACCCUACGGAGGAAGAGGAGCAGGCCCUGGAGCUGCUGUCGGAGAUGGAGGAGAGCAGCGAGACGUACCCCGCUGACUAUGACAUUGCCAAUCAGUUCCAGCCCCCUCCUGCUUACACGCCCUAAACCAGGCCUGCGCCGCCCUUCGGCCACCCCCUGCCCCCACACACGCAAACACGCACGCACGCACGAGUCAGGGGUGUGCACCCAGCACUUUACCCAGCUGGCCUGUCCCAGGGGGUCGGAUCUGUACUCCACUGCUCCUGCAAUUUCAGCAGCUCAAAGAGGUUCCCAGACGACCCCACCUCCCUGUCUCCUCUAACACUGGACUUUGUUGUAGCCACAUCUGUAAAUUGAUCAUCUAACUGAUCGGUCCAAAACCUUGGAAUGCGAAAGAACUGGAAUUGGAGGGAUCCAGGUCACUGAGGACCUACCCAUAGGAGCCUUUUCCUAAAGCUGGGUUCACACUUAGACAUUGAGGCAGAAGUAUUCCAUCUGGUAACUACUGAAUUAGAGUCGUUAUGUAAGGACGGUGAAGAUUCCUGCUGAAAAUGUCCUUCAUGUUCUGCAAUUCCUAGUAUGUUUUGCCCUCCGUGUGCCAUUUUUGUCUAGACACAGCCGAAGAACAGAUUAUAGCAUCACUGGGGUCCCCUGCCCUGCUACUAGACACCCCCGAUCCAGGAAGUCUAAUAGAUAACCCCAAAUCACCUGUUUCUGAAGACUGGGAAUGUUUUAGUAAUCAUCAAGCAAUCUACAGAGUGCUUGAUUAAGGGAGCUUUUGAUCUUCAGAUUUCUAAAUUAUGUUCAUGUAGAAAAUAGUGAUUCAAUGCAGGUGAUUUAUUCCCCGUCUUUGGUGAUUGACGACUCAUUGGCUUUGGUUUACUGGGGCUCUCCAGGAGUACGGUUGGAGAUGCCCGUUCUAGUGCAAUGCUGAAAUACAAAAAGUUUCAAGUUUCAUUUGCAGUAAUCUACACUGUGGAAAAUCCUAGUAUAGAGUGUCCAUUUCCUGCACAUUCCCCUGAUUCUCUUUAAACUGCUCUAGGUGUGAAUUCAUCUUACCAGUCCUGUUUUCUUUCAGAUUACACAAUUUAUAUUGUACAAUUCUGUACUGUGGUUCUGUACAUUGGCCUGAAGUCUCGCUCAACACAGACAUUCAGCCUUUGAAACAGUCAGGUCAGAAUCCCAGUGGAAGCUGAAAUGUAUUAUUCUGAUAUUUCACACUGGACUAAGAAUUUAGGAAAAGUGCCAAAGUCUUUCUCCCAAAACUUCUCUGGCAGUUUAACAUUUUGGCUUCUUUUAUCAUUUUCCCACAGUGCUUAUAUAGUACUUCAUUCUCUGUGGCUCUGAGGUUGUUAAAGAAACAGGUUGCUGAUGAUAUCCAUUUUAAAAGUAGUAUUUUGAAGCAGGUAUUAAUCAUUUUCAAUCCAUACAGUGCAAAUCACUGAUAUUUUAAACCGGGGGCCAGAUGUUGAGGAAUGUGUAUUGUUAAUCACCACCCUCUUUUAUAUAUAAUUAUUUAAGAUUAUUAUGUUGAAAAAAAAACAGAACCCCUUGCAAAAAGAAGAGGGUUCAAUUAAAGAUUGUGUAGCGUUCAACAGAAUUUUUUAAAGCAGCUGUAUUAUGUAUAUAGUCACGUGUUUCAGCCUUCUCACUUUGUUUUUGAACUUCGCAGUGCAAGAGACAUUUGAAUUGUG
Lepisosteus oculatus (spotted gar) is the source of this 3045-nucleotide messenger RNA. RefSeq names its product transmembrane protein 127 (gene tmem127). Lineage: Eukaryota; Metazoa; Chordata; Actinopteri; Semionotiformes; Lepisosteidae. The record is from RefSeq and is a predicted model, not a curated record. Gene Ontology annotation, cellular component: membrane. Gene Ontology annotation, biological process: negative regulation of cell population proliferation; negative regulation of TOR signaling.